Messenger RNA from Phragmites australis (common reed), 1410 nucleotides. RefSeq lists its product as uncharacterized. The coding region runs from base 322 to 1107 and encodes 261 amino acids. NCBI's taxonomy places the organism in Eukaryota, Viridiplantae, Streptophyta, Magnoliopsida, Poales, Poaceae. Gene Ontology annotation, cellular component: U12-type spliceosomal complex. The record is from RefSeq and is a predicted model, not a curated record. The transcript is spliced from 6 exons. Gene Ontology annotation, biological process: mRNA splicing, via spliceosome.
UCACGGACGGCCGCCGCUAGCGAAACCCCGUUUCGAACGGCACGCACGCCGCCAACGGCCGCCGUUCGCUGCCCCCGAGGCACCCUCCACUCCUCGGCAAGACGACAACCGCCGCGCCGGGAGAGAGAAGACAAGCGCCCCCGCGAACCAACCCCCGCGCUGUCCUGCCACCGAUCAGGGAUUUGGUUCCUUCUCGCCUACAAACUUGCUGUUUCCAGGACUAUUGGGAGGAAUCGGCUGCUGGCUCCUUAUCGUUGAGGAUUCUUGAAGGAGGGUUGGUUCUUGGUUUCUUUCCGGGGGAAAUUCGCUCGAUGCGGCGCGAUGCCGGGCAGCCUCCGCUCGGCGUCCCCCGACGCUGGCGACAUUGACGCCGCCCUCGCCCUCGAGGAGAUCGCCGGCGGCGGCGCGGACUGCAUUGGUGCGCUCGCCUGCGGCCGCCGCCUCCCCGAGCCGCGCCUCCGCCUCACCGUCCGCAAGCUCGACGAUUCAUGCUUCGACGUUGAAAUCGCGAGGUCGGCCGCGGUGUGGGAGCUCAAGGCGGCCAUCGAGGACUUGUUCUUCGCCCUCUACGACGACGCCGAGAGGACCAUCUCUUGGCAGCACGUAUGGAGUCACUUCUGCUUAUGCUUCAAGGACGAGAAACUGACGGAUGACAAGGCAACAUUGCGUGCGUUUGGUAUAAGAGAUGGCGAUGAGCUUCAUUUUACCCAGCAUCUCUCUGUUGACUACAACCCAUGCAAGAGUCUUUCCAAAAACCACAAUGCAGCAUCUCACAGAAGGUCAACGACUUCAUUGGAUGAUUUCAGUUGCAGCCCAAGGACUUUGUUGGAUGAUCUCAACGAAGAUGAGGGUGAGAUGUUUACUGAUACCAGGCGUUCUACUAGUGUCUUAGAAGAUCUUUGUGUUUAUGAGUACAAUGAGGAGCGCAUGGAAGAAAGUCGCAAGAAAAGAAGUUUCUUUCGUGGUUGGUUCUACUAUUCUAGAUUGAGGAGUAGCAGGAGGACGCACGCAGAAGACACUGUGCCAUCAUCUUGUGAGAAGAAAAAUACUCAACCGAAACUGGGGAAGUGGUUGUCUUCAAAAAGUUUGAAGACACGGUGCAACUGAAGGCGAAAUUUAUGGUCUCUGUGAUAUAUGUCGCUUUAUCUCACUGAAAUGAAAUUCUGAAAUGAUGUCGAUUUUUACUCCAUUAACAUGCUUCUUCAUACGGUCAGCUGAAAAGCAGAUGACUUGAUUCGUUGCAAACUUAGAGAAGACUUUAGCCUAGGUGAUCUAAAGUUUAUUGUAUAUAUUUGUAUGCUCUGACUUAUUGAUCCUUUGAAAAAUUACUUUUUUGCGGUGCAAUGAGAGGAUUCAGCUAUGUAUGGAACACUUUGUUGCAUAAGAAACAACAAUUGACGCCUCAUGAAA